AAGUUGAAAACCCCCCAAGUUCAAAUUCCAUGCCCUUCCUUCUCAAGUUAUCAACCCUCGACAUUCCUCCAAAAUUUGCCGGAAAUCAUUUCUAUACUCAUUUCCGACGAAUCACCCAAUUCCAGAAUUUGCAAGUAAUCACCGAAAAGCCACCCUUUCCAUCAAUUCAGUGAUGCAGCGAGCCGCACGAAGCAUCCACGUCUCAGCAGAUGCACCUCGCCUCACGAGGUUUUUGCUCCAUCCACCUAAGUCGGUGGAGGUAGAAUUUGCUGAUGGACGUGCAUUUAACUUCUCAGCUGAGUUUCUUAGAGUAUACAGCCCAGCUGCAGACAGCAAGAUUCGUUCAAUUGGGGGUGAAAAGGUAAUAUUUGGUCGGCGUCAUGUAGGGAUCAUGUCUGCAGAACCUGUUGGUAAUUAUGGGGUGAGGUUGCUCUUUGAUGAUCUGCAUAAAACAGGGAUAUACACAUGGAAUUAUUUCUAUUACCUUGGCUGCCACAAAUUUUCUCACAUGAGAAAUUAUAUCAAGACAUUGAAGAAACACAGCUUAAGUCGGGAUCCCAAAAGGACAUGAUCCAAUGUGUUCUUUACCUUAUAUGCUGAGCCCUUGCUGCAACAAUUGAGAAUCGAUGCAAUGAUACUAGCCAAAUGUAUUAUGUGUAACAAAUGAUCAAUGGUAUGGGAUAUGUUGGCACAGCUGUGCAGCAAUAUUGUUGGUCGUGUGAGCCUAUAGAAGCUUUUUGUACAGAGCGACUAUGAAUUAUGAUGAAGAAGAAAAUGAAAUUAAAGUUUCUAAA
Molecule: messenger RNA, 794 nt
Organism: Beta vulgaris subsp. vulgaris (sugar beet)
Lineage: Eukaryota; Viridiplantae; Streptophyta; Magnoliopsida; Caryophyllales; Amaranthaceae
Exons: 5
Coding region: 173-571 (132 amino acids)
Source: RefSeq, a predicted model, not a curated record